Molecule: messenger RNA, 759 nt
Organism: Mycena indigotica
Lineage: Eukaryota; Fungi; Basidiomycota; Agaricomycetes; Agaricales; Mycenaceae
Product: Ribosome assembly factor mrt4
Exons: 5
Coding region: 1-759 (252 amino acids)
Biological process (GO): ribosomal large subunit biogenesis; nuclear-transcribed mRNA catabolic process; rRNA processing
Cellular component (GO): nucleolus; preribosome, large subunit precursor
Molecular function (GO): RNA binding
Source: RefSeq, a predicted model, not a curated record
AUGCCCCGAUCGAAACGCUCAAAACUUGUCUCCCUGACAAAGGUCGAGAAAAAAAACGAAGGAGCACAAGGGGGCUUUGAUGAAGGAAGUGCCUCCAAGAAAACUCUGAAAAAUGGAAGUACUGCUGGCUAUUCCAAGUUGGGUCUAUGCGCAAUACACAUCUCAAAACUGUCCGCAAGCUAUGGAAAGAGUAUUACUGCGCGGAUAUUCUUUGGUCGGAGUGCGGUAAUGGCUAAAGCUCUCGGGGCCACGCCAGAAGAGGAGCAUCGCAUGGGCAUCAGCAAGCUCGCGAAACAAAUACAAGGCCAAGUGGGCCUUUUCUUCACAGACUCCGAGCCAGACGAGGUCAUUGAGUGGUUUGCCGACUUCCAGCAACCUGACUUUGCGCGUGCCGGGAAUGUCGCUGUGAAAACAGUCGUUUUACCCGCCGGCCCCGUCAUGCGAACAUACUCCGAUCCCCCAGAACCCUUCCCCCAUAACGAAGAGCCCCAAUUGCGGAAACUGGGGCUAUCAACAUAUAUGAACAAGGGUGUGCCCUCCCUCCACAACCCCCACACGCUAUGCGAAAAGGGCAAGAAGCUCACGAGUGAGCAAGCCCAGCUGCUGAAACUCAUCGGCGAAAAAAUGGUCACCUUCAGGGUGUCGCUCACAUGCAGGUGGGAGGCUGCGACUGGCGACGUCGUCCAGAUUGAAGGUCAACCAUUACCUGAUAAUUCUGGCGAAGCUGAGGUGUCAGACGAUGACGAGAUGGAUGAGUAG